Messenger RNA from Drechmeria coniospora, 834 nucleotides. RefSeq names its product putative enoyl-CoA hydratase, mitochondrial. The record is from RefSeq and is a predicted model, not a curated record. The coding region runs from base 1 to 834 and encodes 277 amino acids. Gene Ontology annotation, cellular component: mitochondrion. Gene Ontology annotation, molecular function: enoyl-CoA hydratase activity. Gene Ontology annotation, biological process: fatty acid beta-oxidation. The transcript has 6 exons. NCBI's taxonomy places the organism in Eukaryota, Fungi, Ascomycota, Sordariomycetes, Hypocreales, Ophiocordycipitaceae.
AUGAUCAACAACACGUCCGAGUCCAGCUCUGCUGCGCUCGUCCAGGCCACGUCAUCGGUGGAAGGCGUGAGAGUCAUCACCUUGUCGCGGCCGGAGAAGCGCAACGCGCUUUCGAAAGAACUGAUCGUUGCCUUCCUCGUCGAGCUCGCGCGAGCGUCGGCGGACCCGAAUGUCAAGGCCGUCAUCAUCACAGGACAAGGCUCCUUUUUUUCAGCGGGCGCCGAUCUCAACGACAUCGCCGCCCUCGAUUCGGCAGGUGCACGAUCGGCUCGUUACCUCGAGGAUCUCUGCUCCGGAAUGGCUGCUGUUCGCAAGCCAAUUCUCGCUGCCGUCAACGGCCCAGCGCUCGGCGGUGGCUUUGAGCUCGCCCUCAUGUGUGACCUGAUUAUCGCAGCCAAGUCGGCCUACUUUGCCUUGCCAGAAACUAAACGAGGCCUCAUCCCAGGCGCAGGGGGGACCCAGCGACUGACAGCAACCGUGGGCAAGUAUCUGUCGGAACGAGAACAGACUGACAAUCUUUUUCUCCUUCCUUUGCAGGCAAUGCGAACUAUUCUCCUCGCCAGACCGAUUACGGGACCCGAGGCCUUGUCAUGCGGCCUACUCUGUGACCUAGUCGACGACGACAACCUGCUCACGCAUGCCACGGCCGUCGCUGCCGGCCUUUCCGGCCACGGUCCGGAGGCGCUGGCGUUUGCCAAGGAAGCCAUAUGCAGAGCGGACGCUCUCGGCCGUGAUGACCUCUUUGAGAGAAAUCUCUACUACGCGACCUUUAGCACAGACGAGAAACGCCAGGGUGUAGAUGAGUUCCUCGCGAGUCGCCGGUCCGGCAAGUGA